AUGGCGCUGGAAUGCAUGUCUGCUGUGCUCAGCUUUUUGCGGAAAUUUCUCUCUCUCAUUCUCGGCGUCCUGCUGGCUAUUUUCACGCUUCUGUACGUCAUCGGCACCGGCCGUGUGAUUACGCUGGAGCAAAACUUUGCCCACGCCGGCUUUGCCCACUUUCUGGGCAUUAUAUUCUCCAUCGUCACGGUGAUUUGCUACAUUUCUCUGCACUUUGUCCCUCGCAAGGCCUACCGCCUGCUCUACUUCAUCUCCGUCAUGCUGGUGAUCACGAUGUUCCUCGUGGCCCACUCGCUCGGCCUCUCCGCCCCCGUCAUGAGCGACUGCAACGAGCUGGGCCUCCUCAACUACAGCGAGAUUGUGGGGAAGUGGAAGAAGAUGGGGACGAUGGGUGUCAUCUUCAACAACGCGACCAACUCGAAGGAGGUCAUCGGCAAGCUUGGCGAGCCCGUGCGCAACUGCGUGCCGCAGGAGCUCACCUUCGCCAGCGCGCUGCUGAUGCUCAUCCUGCAGGUGAUUGCCCUCUUUGACGUGCAGAAGGUGCUCCUGACGCGCGUGAAGUCGAAGACGUACGGCGAGCGCUUCGUGGAGAUGGGCAUCAGCAGCUAG
Molecule: messenger RNA, 609 nt
Organism: Trypanosoma conorhini
Lineage: Eukaryota; Euglenozoa; Kinetoplastea; Trypanosomatida; Trypanosomatidae
Exons: 1
Coding region: 1-609 (202 amino acids)
Source: RefSeq, a predicted model, not a curated record